Messenger RNA from Neocloeon triangulifer, 1826 nucleotides. RefSeq names its product neurotensin receptor type 1-like. The transcript has 6 exons. Lineage: Eukaryota; Metazoa; Arthropoda; Insecta; Ephemeroptera; Baetidae. The record is from RefSeq and is a predicted model, not a curated record. Gene Ontology annotation, cellular component: plasma membrane. Gene Ontology annotation, molecular function: G protein-coupled receptor activity. Gene Ontology annotation, biological process: G protein-coupled receptor signaling pathway. Bases 162 to 1427 code for a protein of 421 amino acids.
GCACGCGGAACGUGAUCUGGCCACGCCAUUUGAGCUGUUGGCAGUUUUGGCCACCGCGCGUUAAGUUAACAAUGUGCGUGCGCGUUAAGUCGCUGUGAUUAGAUAAGUGCUCUGGACAAAAUUUCAGAUCAUAACUUCAGAAUGGCCGAGUUGGAAGAAAAAUGAACAGCACCAAUUUAACGUCAACCCCGUUGAACGGGUCCUUCGGUGGGGUGACCCUGGACAGCAGUCCGGAAGGGGCCGUGGUGCUGGCCAUCCAACUGUACUACACGCCGGCGCUGGUGCUGCUGGGUUCGGCCGGCAACUGUCUGUCGGUGGUGGUUUUCAGCACGGCCAAGUUGCGGCAACUGAGCUCGAGUUACUACCUGGCCGCCCUGGCCAUCAGCGACACCGGCUACCUCGUCGGCAUUUUGAUGGUGUGGCUCGACCUGGUGGACGUGGCCCUGUACAACGAGCAGGGCGCCUGCCAGGCCAUCAUGUACCUCUCGUCGGUGUGCAGCUUCCUCAGCGUGUGGUUCGUCGUCGCGUUCACCGUCGAGCGCUUCGUCGCCGUCAAGUACCCGCUGCACCGACCCGCCGUCUGCACCGUCGCCAGGGCCAGGGCCGUCCUCGCCGUCGUCACGCUCGUCGGACUCGUCCUCAACCUCCCCAUGCUGCUCAUCACCGGACCAGUGUACAUCAGUGAUUUUGAUAAGGUCGCUUGUGCGAUGCGGUCUGAAUAUGAGGAUUUGGCGAGCUUAUUUAAUUACGUGGACACGGUGCUGACCUUUGUGUUGCCGGUGCUGGCCAUCACAGUUCUCAACACCAGCAUCGCGUGCACGGUCUACUAUUUGGCCAAAGUUCGUCGCGCAAUGACUCGCCAGCAGCGUAGACAAAGUAGCAUUGGGAGCGAUUUGAGCAGCGCUUCCAACAAAAGGGUGAGCAGCGCGCUUCUAAUGAGAAACAACGAGCAAAUGGAAUUGGCCACCCACGGAGGCAACGCCAGGGCCAUCAGGGCCCAACACUCGGCCAACACGCAGGCAAAGAUCACGAAAAUGCUGCUGCUGGUGUCGACCGUGUUUGUCGCCCUCAACCUGCCCUCGUACGUCUGCCGCCUUUGGGUCUUCAUCAAGCCGCCGACCCCCGGGGACAAAUGGCUCAGCCACCUGAUUGUCCUGCAGCACAUCAGCUACGUGCUUUUCAACACCAACUUCGGCAUCAACUUCGUGCUCUACUGCGUCAGCGGACAGAACUUCCGGCGGGCGCUCAAGACGAUGUGCUGCCCCGGCGCUGGUGUGCACAGGACCGGCCGCAGGGAGGUCAGCCAGUCAACAGUUUCCGAAUACCAACGGGCCGCCGGGUGCAGUUUCCACACGCGGCACCGGAACGGGGUCUGGCGAGAGGCGCACGAGCUGCUCCCUCUGAACAACCCGCAGCAGCAACAAUGAAGGGUGCGCGAGGAAGAGAGGCCGCGAUUUAUUUGCGCUUGGGACGAUUACGUUGAGCAAAUUCAAUUCCGUUAAUUGCAGCCGAAAUUCCGCCGUGUCGUUGGCAAACGACUCGACGGCGUUGACUGUUUUCCUGCGCCCGUGACAAAGUGCGUGUUUUUAAUGAAUGCGUGUGAUCAACGGUUGGUGUGCAUCAAGUUUAUGUCACUUUCACCGUCGGCUGUAAAUACGUGUUUACGUAAUGUGCGAUGAUGAAUCGCUCAAGAUCUCUGUGGUUACGUACUCAAAAUCUAUCAAAGCUGUUUACUCUGGUCAUUAGAUUUUAACCCAACAUGUUAUAGAUAUUAAAACAUUUUAUUGGAGUGGGUUUUAUGCAUUUGUGAAAUCUGACUGUGCCCC